AUGGGGAAUGACGAACUAGAUGUUUUAUUUGCAAUAACUUGUUCUGAAUGUCGUUUACUUAGCAGUAUUGGAUCUUUUCGUCUUUUAUUUGGACUUAGUUGUAUACAAUUAAGUUUUCUUCUGGCAAAAUCAUUACUUAAUCCAUUAAUUUAUUCUUUACGAAUUCCUGAAGUUAGAGAACAAUUUAACAGACAAAUUAACAGAAUACAGUCUUUAGAACCGAGAAAAUACCUUAUUAGAAGUUGGCACAAAGCAACAUGUUCUAAAAGCAAAACAACAUUAGCAACAACAACAGCAACCUCCCCACCACCUUCCCCUUGGAAGUGGAGAAGAACCCAACGUGCACGUUCACAUCUUUUUGGUUCUUCAAUUUCUUCAGUAACAAAUAUAAAUUUAAUUAACGGAAAUGGAGGGGGACGUGUUUCUUUUUGUUAUAAUGAUGAUAUUAAAGAAGAAGAAGGACAGCAAAAUAAUUUUCGUUUAAGUUCUUUAAGAGAAUUAUUUCAACAAACAUUUAAACAAAAAAAUAAUUUAAAUAAUAAUUGGUCAAGUAGAAGAACACGUUCUGAAAUAAAUAAAAGAAUUUUAGAACAAAAAAGAAGAGCAUCAACAACAAUGACAAUAAAAGGAUUUAAAGAAAAUAAAAGAGGGGCUAGAAUGUCUGAAUGUCCAGAUUGGCUACAAUUUAAUGGAAGGGUAAAUUUAAUACAAAAUAUUUUGACUUUGUUAAGAGUAAGAAUGUCUGACCGUUCAGAAGUUAUGUGUUUGAAUACAAGUUUUUCAAUUUUUUGA
Molecule: messenger RNA, 792 nt
Organism: Meloidogyne enterolobii
Lineage: Eukaryota; Metazoa; Nematoda; Chromadorea; Rhabditida; Meloidogynidae
Source: the annotation of a GenBank genome assembly